Messenger RNA from Python bivittatus (Burmese python), 1390 nucleotides. RefSeq names its product POP5 ribonuclease P/MRP subunit (gene POP5). Gene Ontology annotation, cellular component: ribonuclease P complex. Gene Ontology annotation, molecular function: ribonuclease P RNA binding. The record is from RefSeq and is a predicted model, not a curated record. Lineage: Eukaryota; Metazoa; Chordata; Lepidosauria; Squamata; Pythonidae. Gene Ontology annotation, biological process: tRNA 5'-leader removal.
UGUCUGCCCUUCCGGAAGUUGCGGCUGCUGGGAGCGUCCCGCACGAUGGUGCGGUUCAAGAACCGGUACUUCCUCUGCGAGAUCAUCUCCGAGGACCCUCGCUGUCGGCAGCUCAUCGAGGAGCGCGUAGUGCAUAAUGCGGUGAAGAAUGCUGUCGCACGAAUACAUGGAGACUUUGGAGUAGCCUGUUGCUCCAUUGCUUUUUCAGUAAAGUACCUCAAUGCCUACACGGGAGUGGUUCUCUUCUGCUGCCGGAAGGAUUUUUAUCAGCUUUUGUGGUCAUCGCUUCCCUUCAUUACUCACUUGGAAAACAGGAGCCAACACUGCCCCUGUUCUUUUAACACACUUCAUGUUGGAGCAACAAUACGCAGGUGUCAGAAAUUCCUCAUUCAGUACAACAAGGACCAGCUGCUGCUGCUGUUACGGAACUGUACCAAUGAAGCUGAUAGAAAAGCCAUCCAGAAGUCGGUUCAGAGCUGUGCGCUUGUGGGAGUGGAGCAGUUCCAGAGUGAAGAUGAAGAGAGCGAGGAGAACGUGGAGAUGGACUGAAUUACAUCACCCCUGAGAUGGUUAGGCGAGGAGAUGGGUUGCGUGGUUGUCACUGGCAAGGAUCAGUAUUUCUUCCCCCAUUUUGUUUUUCAGGGUUUUUUAAAUCUGUGCUAACAAAACUAGCUGAAGUGUUUAGUUCUUUCCCUGUUCAGCUGUGUGUGUGUGUCACAUAGAUCUGCCUCCCACAGGUCUCUCUAUUCCUGUUUGCAUAAGUGCAGGGGAGGGGUGGGAAGGCUUUUGGCCAGAAAAAGUAUUGACCCACAGGAAAACUGCAGAGGGGCUGAAGCUGGACAGUGGGUGGAAUUUACGGGAACACGAUCCUUUUGCCUCCUUGUCCUUUUCUUCCUCUUACCCAUGCAGCACGUAGAAGCAGUGUUACUUUCAGAGGAGUGAUCUGGAGAAUAAAAGCAAGCUCACCCUGAGUGGAAAACGUGAACAACCUUGAAGGUCAGGACCCUUCCUAAUGGCCAGAGUUAGGUCCAUUCUUCCAUUCCCCAAAUCAGCAGAAAACUGCACUGCCCCAACAUCCAAGCUCUACUCUGCCUUAGUAAGGCAGCCAGUGAGGGGUGCUGUCCUUAAGUUUCAACAUGAGACCAAUCAAGGAAACCAUUGGUGGAUAUCCCGGCUUUGCUUGUCGUCUUACUGAGCAUCACCUGCUGGCAGGAAAAGCCACCUCCAUUGCUCUCCUUAAUAUGGUGGGUAAAUGAAGGAUAGAAGCCUGGGAUAGAAGGUCGAGCCACUCUGUGUCCCAAAACCAGGGGCUGAAGCGGGAGACAGUCCACACGGAGAAUCAGGAACGUCCUUGAGCUUCAUUCCAUAAUCGUCUGCCACCCCUGCAAGC